Mesorhabditis belari is the source of this 468-nucleotide messenger RNA. Lineage: Eukaryota; Metazoa; Nematoda; Chromadorea; Rhabditida; Rhabditidae. The record is from the annotation of a GenBank genome assembly.
AUGCACAAUUACAACGAAAAGGUGGCAUCCACUUACAAAACGAAAAUUAGACGAAUAUUUGGUGUUGAUUGUCCAAGUGGAUUCGAUUAUUUUCCGGAAUGGCAACUUUGCAUUGGAAGUACCUUGAAAGAAGGUGACGGUUGGACAGCGAAUGAGCAAUCGUGUUUCAUUGAGGGAGGAAAUUUGGUGGCAAUUCAUGAUGCAUUCUAUAAUAAUUUUAUUGGGACGACUGCCUUGAAGCAAAUGGGAUCAUAUCGAGUAAUGAUUGGAUUGAAGCAAAAUGGAACCGUUUGGGAAUGGGUUGAUGGAUCGGCGUUCGAUUACCAGAGAUGGGCACCUGGAGAGCCAUCAAACAAAUACGGAGAUGAGGAUUGUGCCUAUUUGGAUCCAAAUAACAACAAUUGGUACAGUGGAGAAUGCUUUUAUUUGACCAAUUUUCUGUGUCAGAUUCCGCUUGUGUUAAACAAA